GGGAGCGGCGGCGGCGAGCCAGGCGGACCCGGCCCGGCCAUGGACGAGCAAGCGGGGCCCGGCGUCUUCUUCAGCAACAAUAACAACAACAACGCCCUCCUGCUGCCGCCGCCGGCGGGCGGGCCGGGGCUGGAGCCGGGCGAGGCGGCGGCGGCGGCGGCGGCGGCGGCGGCAGCAGGAGGAGGCGGCGGAGGAGGGGGAGUCUCAGCCUCUGGAGCCGCCGCGCCGCUUUCGGCGUCCCGGGCUCAAUACAGCGUGCCGGGCAUCCUGCAUUUCCUGCAGCACGAGUGGGGCCGCUUCGAGGCGGAGCGCGCCGAGUGGGAGGCGGAGCGGGCGGAGCUGCAGGCCCAGAUCGCCUUUCUUCAAGGUGAAAGGAAAGGACAGGAAAAUCUCAAGAAGGAUCUAGUGCGAAGAAUCAAGAUGCUGGAAUAUGCGCUCAAACAGGAAAGGGCUAAAUACCACAAAUUAAAAUAUGGCACAGAACUGAAUCAGGGAGAUAUGAAGCCACUGAACUAUGAUUCUGAUGAAGGGAAUGAGACAGAGAUUCAGCCACAACAGAACAGUCAGCUAAUAUGGAAACAAGGACGACAGCUGUUAAGACAGUAUCUACAAGAAGUGGGCUACACCGACACAAUAUUGGAUGUGAAAUCAAAACGAGUGCGAGCUUUAUUGGGCCUCUCAAGUGAUGCUUCAGAAAAAGAAAACAGAAAUCAAGAGCCAAUGGUAAAUGGAACCGAGGGCCAGAUUAAAGAGAACGCAAUGAUCGGGAAACCUGAAUUGACUGACUCUGCCUCUCUGCUAGAGACCUUCAAGUUUCUUGAAAAUGCAGCUGCAGACUUUAGUGAUGAGGAAGAUGAGGAAGAUAUUGAAGGAAGAGAGAAAACAAUCAUUGAUACCGCAACAAUUGUAAGGAAAAGAGUGCUAUCUGACAGCAGUGAAGACAGAGAUACAGAAGAAGCUUUGAAAGAGUUUGACUUUUUGGCUACCUCAGAUGAUGGUGAUGGGGAAUCAAGAAGUUCAGGAGAUGGAACAGACUGGGAAAAGGAAGACCAGUGUCUCAUGCCUGAAGCCUGGAAUGUCGACCAGGGAGUUAUAACCAAACUCAAGGAACAAUACAAAAAGGAGCGCAAGGGGAAAAAGGGGGUGAAGAGAAAAACUACCGAAGAUAUGUUUCAGCCUCAAUCCUAUAUAAAACAGUCAAAACAGGGAUGUGGGAAAAUGAUGGAGCAAAGCACAGGGCCCAACAGGUCAAAGCUGCAAGAUAUGCUUGCAAACUUGAGAGAUGUUGACGAUCUCCCUUCAUUACAGCCAUCUGUUGCACCUUCUUCUAGGCCCAGUAGCUCAAGGCUCAUUGAACACGAGAUAAACAGGACGGAUGAAGUGGAAGCUUUAACAUUCCCUCCGUCCUCAGGGAAAUCUUUCAUUAUGGGAACAGAUGAAGCCCUUGAAAAUGAGCUGGGUCUUGGAGAACUGGCAGGCCUUACUGUAGCAAAUGAGGCAGAUUCGCUGACUUACGAUAUAGCCAACAAUAAGGAUGCAUUGAGAAAGACUUGGAACCCCAAAUUUACGUUAAGAAGUCACUUUGAUGGAAUAAGAGGUCUCGCUUUUCAUCCGGUUGAACCAGUCUUAAUAACAGCUUCAGAGGACCAUACAUUAAAAAUGUGGAAUUUACAAAAAACAGCCCCAGCAAAAAAGAGUGCUUCUCUUGAUGUAGAGCCAAUAUAUACCUUCCGAGCACAUAAUGGACCUGUGCUCUGUGUGGUGAUGAGCAGUAAUGGUGAGCAGUGCUACAGUGGGGGAACGGAUGGCCUCAUCCAUGGCUGGAGCACAACCAACCCCAACAUCGACCCCUAUGACUCUUACGAUCCUUCUGUUCUAAGAGGUGCUUUUGUAGGCCAUACUGAUGCAGUGUGGGGUCUGGUUUACAGUGGAGCUCACCAGCGUUUGCUGUCCUGUUCGGCAGACGGCACUAUACGUUUAUGGAAAGCUACAGAAAUUGCUCCAGCUCUCAAUAUAUUUAAUGAUAAUCAAGAAAUGGGAAUCCCUUCAUCAGUAGACCUUGUGAGCAGUGACCCAAGCCUCAUGGUAGCAUCCUUUAACAGUGGACAUACUAGCAUUUUUAACAUGGAGACACGGCAACGAAUUCUUACCCUGGAGUCCAGUGUGGAUACUACAGUCAGUUCUUCCUGUCAGAUAAACAGAGUCAUCAGCCAUCCAACUCUUCCAAUUAGUAUCACUGCUCAUGAAGACAGACACAUCAAAUUCUACGACAACAAUACAGGAAAACUGAUCCACUCCAUGGUAGCUCACUUAGAUGCAGUUACAAGUUUAGCUGUUGAUCCUAAUGGCUUGUAUUUGAUGUCUGGCAGCCACGACUGCUCGAUUCGCUUGUGGAAUCUUGAAAGCAAGACCUGCAUCCAAGAAUUUACUGCUCAUCGCAAAAAAUUUGAUGAGUCCAUUCAUGAUGUGGCAUUCCACCCAUCCAAAUGUUAUAUUGCCAGUGCAGGAGCAGAUGCUCUGGCUAAAGUGUUUGUAUGACAGAGUGCUUCCCAUUCAAAUUUAGCUUUGUAUAUAUUUAACCAGCUGCACAAAAGAGAAGAGGAGGGCAUGAGUUGUUUUAUCUUGCCCUAUAAUUCAGAGAAUGUUUGUAAGCGUUUAGUUUUGCAGGGUGCUGUUUUCUAAAUUGACGUUUGUUCUGGUUUCUGUGAGCUCAGCUGGUGCUGAGAGCUUGGAAUCUCUCAGUUUCAAAUAGUUUAAAGAAAAAAAAAAAAAAAAGCUUUUAUUUAGAGGGUGUGAAUUUUCGUCCAGGCAGGCCUUGGGUGAAACUAGGUCUACGUAUUCUCUGUUAAUAGAAUGGAGUACUGGAAAGAAGGGGUCUAAUUGCAUCAGGGAGUAGGAAAAGAGGGAAACUUCCUAGGAUGCUUCUCAUUGAGGAAUCUUAAUGUACUCAAAUCACCUGGAAAAAGUGAUUCAAAGUCAGUUCACAUGCUCAUUACUGUAUCAUGUGAGAGGCACUUUGUCGUCCCUUCGAUAUGAAUAAAGUAGAUCUUGUUCAGAGAGCAGUAGUGGAUAGUUAAUCUCAGCCACCUGGCUGCUAGCCUAAGAUAAAUGCAAUUAAAGGAAGGCAAAUUACUAACAUAAAUUAAAAUGCAGUAAAGUUCCUGAUACAUCUUCUGUGUUUCUCAGUAAAUAUUUAGUUUGCAAAAAAAAUAUAAUUUUUUUAAGACUCUAUUAACGUAUGGCUAGAAACUGAGCCUUUAGUCUAAGUCCCAAUUAACAGCAGACUGGCACAGUCUUUGUAUACUGUAGUAGCAAAUUUAACUUAUUCAGAUUUUAAUGCUGUUUAUUUUUGAAGAUCUGGCACAAGAAAUUAUCACAAAGCUUUCCAAAGAAGCUGUCCUACAAUUUUAGCUAUCAAACAUUCAUCUCCUCUUUCUGUUCCUGCUAAAAAGAGUAUCAUUCUGGGCAUUAAGGAUAACAGUGAAAUACUUUGUUUGAAGAUUACAUCUUAUGCUUUGUACGAGUCCUUUAAGUGGAAUAGGUGGGAACUAUACAAAGCUCCAUCAGUUUGAGAGAUUCUGCUACUGCUAGAGGUAUUUCCCAGCUGCACCUUUUGAAGGACUUUUUACCUUGUCCACUUCACUGGGUGUAUGUGCCAUUCAAUGGGUUACCUGAAGUAUGAGUGCUUCUCAUAAUUACUCAGCAGAUGUGCUUUGUUCAUCUAUUCAGAGCUCCUCUGUUGAUUUGACAAAUAACUUUUAAUCCAAUCUGUUAGUCUUUUUAUCCCUUCUUGAAGGAAGGUGCUUGGAUCGUUUUCUGUUAUGUGCCAUCAUCAGAAUUAUUACUAUUCAUAAGCACGAAGUUGAUGUUUUUCUCUGAUGGGAAUGGAAAGCAGAAUUUCUGCUGGGGUUGAUUUCUGGUGCUGAUAUGAGUAGGGAAGAACCCAGUGCAACUCUUCAUAUACCAGCCUUAGGUUAAGACUGGAAACUGAUAAAUAAAUAUUUACCUUUAAACUGACACUUCAUAUGCAGGAGUCAUUGAAAAUAUCAACAUGAGGUUUGACUAUGUUGUUUUUAGAGUGCCAUUUGGGGAUGGGACCACAUUUGAAAUUGAUCUCAGAGUUUAAAACAAGUAUAUUAUUUAGAAUAAAAGGCUGACCUAUGCUGUUUGAGCCUGCAACACAUUAUAUGUACUGCUAAAAUAUCCUGGAAUACCUUUUAUUGUUCAGAAUAUUCACGUGUCACUUCAUGAUAAUGAUAUGCAAUAUAUUUCCUUAGAUAAGAGUAGAACUUUUACCAUGAAACAGAUGACUACAAUAAAAAUACAGAUUAUUUAGUUUUUAUAAAAUGUUUUGGUUAUGAUGAAAAGGAGGAAACUUGGCUGCAAAACUGAGCAUUCAACUUUGUGAGAAUUCUGUGUACUUGACUCAUAUUCUUUCAGUGUCAUUAUUUUAUUUCUUUUUGAAGAGAAAAUUAUAAAGAUUUAUUUGAAAAAUUCUAAAAGUUAUGUAUAUUAUAUAUGUGUAUAUAUAUUGUAAACAUGUAUUAAAUGUGUCUAGUAAGGGAAGACUCCAUGGGUGCAUUUUAAUGUUUUAGUAUUAAGAGUUCUCUUGAGUUUGUGUAUACAAAGGAUAAUGGUGUGAGUAUGAAAUGAAUGUUGUGCUUUUGCUUACACAAUACGAUAUUUAGUCACAGUUGUUUAAAUUGCUGUAUAUAAAAACUAAUAGGCCAGCAUGCUUGUUUUUAAAGACUGUCAUUCUGAUUACAAUUGGAAUGUAAGAAGUGGCUCUUCAAAUGUGAUUUGAAAGAUGUUUCCUUCUCACUAUUGAGCUCUUGCUCAAACCAAAAAGUGAUUUUUUUUAAAAGCUGGCAAUAGCUGGAGGAUGAGGUGCCUUUAAAAAACAAAACAAAACAAAUGUAGCCUUACAAAGAGGUUGUGGAAUAUAUAUAUUUUUGUGCUUGUCUUCAUAAUUUAUGUCAAUGUCUUUUUACUGUACUUCCUCACAUACUUGUAGGACUGCAGGGUAUUGUGCAUGAGCCUGUCAGAUCUUCUGAGCAUCAUCAUAGGAGAUAGGGUUGAAAAAAUUAUUUAGGUUUUCUAGUCCAUAUGCUUGCUAAAGCAGGGUUGUAGACCUGUGUGUUCUAAUAUUGUCUUGGCCAGUGAGAUUUUAUAUGUUCUAAAACAAUUAGGCUUCCUUUUAAAGAUUAUUUCAAUGAUUACAUCUCACUGGCACAAUUAGGCUUCCUUUUAAAGAUUAUUUCAAUGAUUACAUCUCACUGGCAGGAGGAUUUAUGUGAUAUUUAGUAGCUCUUUUUUGUAACUUCAUGCCGGUAUUCCAAGCCAUGUUUUGUGCCAUUUUACAUAUUUUUCAUAGUCUUUGUAAUUCGGAACCUGCAUGAACACACUGGUUCCAUCUGUAUAUUUUCAUUCCUUUCUGCUUUCUACAAGCUAUUUUUUUAGUCUGUUUUUUUUCACAACAUUUUCUUUUUCAUCCUUUCCGGCCAGUUCUCCAAAUAUUGGUGUCCAUACCACCAUUCCAUAUGCAUGAUUUAUUGGACUUAGUCUGAGGGUCAUCUCUUAGGUGUGGUUGUUAUUUGGUUGGGUUUAUCCUCUGUAAAACGAUGCUUUUGUGUAGGAAGACCAAGCUUUUGAUGUCUGACAAACUUCAGUCGUAUUUCUUUAUUUAUGACAACUCCUUUAAAUAACAUUUGAGCAUCACUGCUUUUCAAGUUUCUUCACUUUUAAUAUGUUACAAUUCUUUUGCAACUGGAGACUUAAUUCCUGUUUCAUGAUUAUCCUGGAUCUUACAAUCUUUGAACUUCUGACCUCUGAGGGUACUAAAUUAUUUUUAUUUGUUCCCCUUUUAUGUGCAGUUCUUCCUGGUUCAGUGUAAUUAGUAACUUUUGUUAGUGUGAUACAUAUGUUUAUUGAAAGUGUGAACAAAACUGGACCCAAGGCUUAUUCUUGGAAAAAAACCCAUUUUUCUGCAAUAUCAGUAUAUAGCAUUUUACCAUUACUAUAUUUCCAUAUCGAAUUUACAUGGUAAUUUUUUAAUGGUUAGCUCAUAUAAUUUUUUGUGUAUGUUAUCCUGUGCUAAUGAUUUUGAUUUUACUAACUAAUUUAAUGGAAGAAUUUUCAGUCCUCUAUGUUGAAUGUUGGUCUAGUAGGUUUAAAUACUUUUAAUUUACUUCACUAGACUGUUUGCUUUCAUAUAUUUGAUUCAGUUACCAAAAUGCUUGCACAGAAUGAUUUGGAGUAGCUUGGAAGAAGUUACAGAUAUAUUGUGUCACUCUUACAAAAUCCUAGUGUCUGCAUAUAUUUUUGGGCCUCAGAGAGAAAACUUCCACAUAAAAGAUUCAUUACUUUCAUCUCAUUCAUCUUUAUUUUGAUAAAAUAUGUUCUUUAGCAAGAAGCCUGUAGAACUUUAUGCCAUAUACUGUAAGCUAUUUUUUUAGGAUGUGUAUUUUCAAAUAAUGUUAUGCUAAAGCAGUCCCAUGUAAUUUGGUUGAGUAAGUGUGUGUUUUUCACCAUACAGCUUUCUGAUUAGGUCAUACAGCACUGUUUUUCAGUUGUGAAUUUAAAGUAACCAGAGGUUUAUUCUUUUGAAUAAAUGUGUGAGAGAUAAAGGAUUUAGUUAUGCCACCUUUUCAGUACGUUUGUUGGAUCACAGAUGUGUCCCUUUCCCUGCCUCCUUAGGUUUUAACUGUAAUUUUAGGGAGCAGCACUUUCUGUGAACUCCUGUGUUCUUUGAGCAGUGUGUGAUGGGCAGAAGUGUGGAAACAAACAGUUGAAAAGUGGGCAUAACUAUUGGAUAAUCAAGUCUUGGUUUUAUUAAUGUCUUUCGAGAUGUGUAUUUGGAAACAUUUGCAGGCUGUGGCUUAGCAGUGUGUUUGCAGACUGUCCCAGGUAUCCAAGAGCCUACAGCCUUGGUGCCUCUGUGAAAUACCUAGUCAACCUGAGAUGCAUUAAGGAAGAAAAUGUAGCCAUUAUGGUUGUCCUGUGCUGAAAUUUGUGGCUGUUUAGUGGAAUUUGGUUUGGACUACACUGUUAGAAAUGAAGAAGUCAGAAUAUGAUAGUUAACCUCUUCCAUGCAGUAGAUUGGUUUGUAUAAUAUGUGGCAAUCUUUGACAUGGCAAUAUGAGUUUUCUUGGGCAACUGCUGUUCAUGAGCAUUUUAGAGAUGCUCAGCAUAGUUGUUGCUAUUGAGAGGACAAAAAGAUUUCCCUGAAAAAAUGCUCAGAUGUUUCAGGAAGCUCCUUUUUUCCAUAAGAGCAUGAAGGUGUUGAGAAUAUUUUAUCUAAAUCUGAUAACGUUUAGUUGAAGAGAGUUACAAUAGGUGAAUAGUCUUGGCUCUUUCAUCAUCAGUGUCUUUAAGCUCAGAGACAAGUGGAGUUACAAAAACGAUUCACCUGUAAACUGCCAGUGAAAGCCUCUGCCACAUUCCUGCUGAGCAGCAGAGGAACUGAUGGACAGCAGUGUUGAUCCAUCCAGUUAUGUCAGGGGUGUUUUACGAAAAAUAACCCCUAUUGUAAAAGAUAAUGUUAAAUACAGCAGAGCAAAUGAACAAAAUCCUGGGGGGCAGUCAAGGCGGGGAAGGACUAGGAUGACUCUUGUGUAAAUAGUCCUUGUUCAGGCAAACACUCUUGUUUAGCUGAUGGGAAUGUUCCCAGGAGGGAGGAUGAUGGGAAAUGUGACCUUUAAAAAACAAAAGUGUCUGUGCCUGUGCUAAUGAACAUACCUGUGCAAGUUAUCUAUCCUUUUGAGCAGAUUAUCUCUCCUUUUGAUACGUGCUUUUUAUCUUCCCACUUAAAUUUUCCUUUAGGAUACAUUUUCUCAGAAUCUUAAAAUUCAUCUGCAGGGAGCUCUUAUGGUGGGAUAAAUUUUGUAAAGGACUACUAAUUUUUCUCUUGGAGUGGUUUUUUGAAGGGUGGUAGAGUUUCAGCUUCAGCCCCACCCCUCUCACCACCAAAAGGCUGAUUUGUACCUCCUUACACCCAUGUAAUUUAAUUCUAGUUUGUUAUCUCAGCCUGCCUUCUGACUUGGUUUUGCUGCUCUGUAGUCAGUUGUGAAAGCUUAUGAAUUGCUGUGUCAUUUAAGAUAUUUUUGAGAAUCUGGUUUCUGCUACAGAAGGUGUAAAUCCAGUUGAAUAGUAUAAUUUGUGUAUUUCAUCUGGUUUGUUGUCAAGAGAAACUUACUGUUAGACUACAAAAUCCGAACUAUGGGUGAACUAAAAAGGCAUUUAAUAAGAUUAUAUUCUUCUUAGCCCAACUUCUUCCUGCUUAAGUGUAGAUUGUGGUAUUGUGUGUUAGACUAGUUUUGCCCUGCUCAUGCUGCCAAGCUGUGCUGUGAUUCUGGGAGAUCACACCAGUGUUUAGUCCAUGCCCUGUGCAUGUGUUUCUAAGCUGCUCAAAGCCUUGUGUUGACAAUGGUCCUCCAUGCCAGUCUUCUUCAAUUCCUCCAAGUUUGAAUUGCAGGCUUCCAAAAUUACUUCUUGGCUAUUUUGAGUAACCCUUGGUCCUCACACCAGAGUAUUAGACCGUGGUGUUGAGACAAGAUUUAUACAGCUGGAUUUGUACUAUUCUGAAAGGGAAAGGAUAACUUACUGCCAAGCCAAAUAUUGUCAUUAUUUUUGGAUUACUUGUGAAAAGCAGCCAAAAACAUUGUAUAAGGGAUAAAUGAUGGACUUCAAGCUAAUAUUUUUCCAUUAAGAAUUUAUUUUUUUAUGCUUCCUGUCAUCAAGAUACAGUGCUUUGGAAUGUAGCUUGUUUGCAGAUGUAUGGCUCCUAGAAUUGUUUCCUUGCAGUUGGACAUUUGCAAAUGUGCAUCAGUUUUGAAAACUGUCUCGUACGUGUUAGCACUUCUUUUGGAAAUGCGAAGUGAGCAUGUUAGCUACUGAUUUCUUGUACCUUUAUAGUCCAAGCAGACUGAAAAGCAGUUCUUGUGCUAUGCUUUCCUUGAAUAGUGCAUCUGAAAAAACUUGUGGAACGAACUCCAUGAUGAGAUGACUUUUGUUGCUGUAAGGUUCUCUGUUGACAUUUGUCAGCUUGGCUUUGUAUUUUGCAUCAUUAUCUUCAGUUGACUGUCAGGUUAAAAAAGACAAAUUUCUUUGCCAUAUGGACUGUAGCUUGGAUUUUGUUGUUGUUGUUGCUUAUAUUAAUCCAUUUUUUUUCUUUUCUACUAGAACUUAGAGAUACCUGACAGCUUUCUUUAGGAGAAGUUACUGCAGGUGGUAACCACUAACACAUUAGUAAUUACAGUGGCUUCCCUUCUUUUUUGGGUCACUUCCAUGGCAGAUUGUUGAUAUGAAAAGGCUACUGUGGCUGAUGUACAAACAGCUAAAGGAAAUUAAGAUUCCCCUUCAGAAUUAUGCUGAGGUUAUGAUUUUAUACACCAAUUUUGAGUGACUACUUUGAAACAAUGUUGGGCUUCAAGUGUCUUGCAGAAUUUUGGAUCAAAUGAGAAAUACCUACUUGUUGAGUAAUAGUCUGCUUGUCAGUUUUUUGUGUAUGGCUCAGUACAAGGCCGUGUCAGAAUUGCAGUACCACCAAAAUUACCUUGUUUAAAUGCAACUGUUGUACAAAAGUGAAUGUUAUUUUGAGUGAGAAAUUCUGUUUCCUAAUUUAUGAAGGAAAUAGUUUUCUUGGGAGUAGACAUCUGUAUAUGUAAUAUAUUUCAUGAUUUUGAAAAGGCUUAUUAAUCAUGGGACAUGAGAAAAAAUGAAAGUGAUUCAUUUUCCAAAGAUUUGUUUAGUGUUUAUUAUUACAAGUAUGAAUUUUUGCUUUAAAUGGAAAUGCUUCUUCAAAAACUUAGUAUUAAACUUCUUACUAAAACUCAGUAGUUUAAAAUGCUGGAUAAAUAUCUAAAGUGGCAAAGAUAGAAAAUUCAGAGGGAGAUUAUUUUGAAAUAUGCCAGUGUAAUUUUGAGCUUCUCAAGUGCAGCCCUGAAUUUUCUCUUUUUCACUGCAAUUCAUAUUUUGUGAAACUUCUUCGAUAGGUUACAUUUAAAGCUACAUUCACUUGCCUGAAUAAGUCAAAUAAAUAUUUUGUCAUUUAAAAUUAUAUAGAUCUGCUUAUGUUAGUGUGCCAUUUAAAAUGAGACCCCAUUGAGGUAACCAUGCAGGUAUUUGUGUUGGUAUGACAGUAGUGAAGUGGGGUAUCUGUGUACUGUACCUGCAUUCUGUGCUGAGCAAAAUCACACGGACUUCCAGAAAUAAGCAAUGGUUUUUAAGAGCAGCUUUAUUUAAUGUUGCAGCAGCAAGUGUCAUUUGUACCAUAUAAUUAUGUAAAUUGGGUGCUAAUAAAUACUAUUUUUCAACA
Messenger RNA from Hirundo rustica (Barn swallow), 10315 nucleotides. RefSeq names its product striatin (gene STRN). The record is from RefSeq and is a predicted model, not a curated record. Bases 40 to 2538 code for a protein of 832 amino acids. Gene Ontology annotation, molecular function: calmodulin binding; protein-containing complex binding; protein phosphatase 2A binding. Gene Ontology annotation, cellular component: dendrite. The transcript is spliced from 19 exons. NCBI's taxonomy places the organism in Eukaryota, Metazoa, Chordata, Aves, Passeriformes, Hirundinidae.